Molecule: messenger RNA, 1653 nt
Organism: Ictalurus punctatus (channel catfish)
Lineage: Eukaryota; Metazoa; Chordata; Actinopteri; Siluriformes; Ictaluridae
Gene: ccdc83
Product: coiled-coil domain containing 83
Exons: 10
Coding region: 423-1385 (320 amino acids)
Source: RefSeq, a predicted model, not a curated record
UUCAGCGUUCACCAAAAAGAAUCGACUCAUAGAGCCGACUCAGUGAACGACACAUCAUUACAACCUAUGAGUUCUACUAUGCGCUAUGUAAUGUCACGAGAGAAAGCAUUGUUUCUUACAAUAGACGCACAUACAACCUAGUUAAGAGAAUAAGUUUGGUGUCUUCGGAUUGUAGCCAGGGGCCCACUAACGCGAUUACUGGGCUUCUUUCUCACACGUCUCCCCCUGUAGCUGGCAUGGGGAAUGAUUUAGAGUGGUUUCCAUGACAACAAAGUAACAAUAGAAUCAGAAUCAGCUUUUCAGCGUGUAGCUGAGUCAAGUAGCUGUUUUAGGUCACUUCACCUUCUUGUACAACAUUGACUGAUUUUUAUUUGUACUUUAACACAAUUUACGUGUAAAACAACGUGAAACGUCGGUUAGCAAUGAGCAAGAAAACCGGAGAAAAGAAAACUACACAUUCUUUCAUCCAAUUCCAAAUUGAAGUUAAAAGAAAAGAGAUUGAAGAAUUUAAGGAAGAAGUAAGGGAACUGGAAGCCAAGAACCAACAACUUGUUGAACUGCGAGAUCAGCUGCGUAAGGAGCAUCAGGGUCACCUCAGUGUGCUGCGCAAGCAAGCCAAGGAGCAGGAGAAGAAGCUUGAGGAGAAAGAAGUGGCCAGUAAAGAACAAGUACAACAGGCAGUCCAGUACAAUCUAGAGCUCGCACAUAUCCAGGAGGAAGAGCUGGCAGACUUGCACAGGCAGCUGACGAGUGUACAGGCCCAGGUUGUGGAGCUGCAGGUUCACCGUCAAGCUUGGCAGCUAUAUAAGAAUGUGGGAAGUGUUGAGCAUCAACAGCAGAUCCAAAAACUACAGUCAAAUCUCGACUCUAUGCAGAAGAACUUUCAGGAAAAGUCAGAAUACAUUGAGUGCUCUCUGAAAGCAGCCAUUAGUGAGAUUGACAAGAAUACUUCACUGCUGAUUGAACGAGAGAAGCACCUUGCUAGAGAGAGGGCACUGAAACAGGCUGACAAACACAGUUUUCAGAAGAUCAAAAAGAACGACUGGCUUAAGAAAGAGCUUGCUGUCUAUCAUGAGGAAGUCUCUAUACUGGAUGUAGCCGUGAGUAAGUUAGAGGAGGAGAACUUGGAGCACAUGAAGGAACUGCAUCGCCUCAAUGAUGCACAAAUCUCUAGCAACGUGCUCCUGGUGCAGGCUGAAGACUUGGAGCAGAAACUCAGCCUUCCUGAAAGAACAGCGGAAGUUGGGAGGGAACAGCACCAGCAGUCUGGGGAGUUGGAGGAAGAUGAAAUAGAUCACAGCUGCAAGCCCUCCUCCCCUACUCACCAUCUCAGUGCACUGCUAUCUGGCAGCCAGAGCGACCUCAGGGCUGUGAUGUGUAGGUGAAGUGUGGAAACUCUGAAUCCUCCUCAUUGCCUGGCAGGAAUAUAGAUGGGUCUGGCAUUACUCAGACACACUGACUCGCCUUGUUCCUGUGACCAGAAAGUGAGCCCUUGUGUAUGUGUGUCUGUAGGAAACGCUGCACCUGGGCCCUUUGGAGCAGAAGCUGUUGAUUGUCGUCGGCCAGGCCAUGCCCCUUUCUCCUUUGCUAUCUGACCCUGAAGAUUUGGAAAAGUUAAUUCAGCUAGGCCAGAUCCAGGCACAAGAUGGGACU